This is a messenger RNA of Nasonia vitripennis (jewel wasp), 8485 nucleotides long. Its product is annotated as yellow-x1d. Lineage: Eukaryota; Metazoa; Arthropoda; Insecta; Hymenoptera; Pteromalidae. The record is from RefSeq and is a predicted model, not a curated record. The transcript has a single exon. Bases 5974 to 7281 code for a protein of 435 amino acids. Gene Ontology annotation, cellular component: extracellular region.
GUGUGAGGCAAUUUGCGUGUGUGGGUAUGUGUGUGUGUGGAUACUGGAAAAGACUGUGUACACUUGCGAGGAUCUUGGACGUCCGAGAGGCGUGUUAUGUUGGAAUCGAGAGGCUCAAAUUGCUAUAUUUGUAUAAGGUUUUAGACGCGGUUGUUCUACAUUGUUAGAAGCUGACCAGUGCGUCGAUAAUCACUCGGUGUGUGUUUCGUAGGUAGUUUUAAAACUUUCGAAAAUUCAAAUAAGACUCUACGAGCCUAAAACUCGUCCGUUAUCCGCAGCAAACAAUAAACAACUAGGCCAAGCGCGUAAAAUUUCAUCCCUCUCUUUAAACACGAUCACACACAUCGGCGAAUCUCCCAUCGCACAUAACGGUUAUUUCGUACUCGCGCGCACACGCUUUUCGCGACGACCCCAACGUACAUACGCACGUAUGUGUAAAGCGCCAAAGGGAUGGUGCACAAAGCCGAGGAUACCGCGUAUACUCGAUUACGCAGAGGCCGUUACACUCGCUCUUUUUAUCGGAGCGUCUCUUUCAUAUAGGAUACAUAAGGGGAUCGCACAGCUGCCGAUGAGGGGCUGUUUCAAGGUUGCGAAAUUCGGCAAAGGAUCCGUUCACUAAAGCUUAGAAGCUACUGGAAGCCUGAUGCGUGUAAUGCGUUUUUAUAGCUAUACCUGUUACGUUAUAUUUUCCACAUAGUUAUCAUGGCAUUGCGCAGAGUGUGUAUUUUGUUAUUGCUGAGAGACUACUAAUUAAAAUUUCAUCGACAUUUUUCUACUUUCCAUCUCUUUGUUACAGUAACCGCAUUCGCGGAAAUUCAUUAUACACGUGCGCGUGACGUCGAUAUCGCGUGAAUGUAAAUAGACGAGGUAAACAUCGCGAGUCGCAGGUUUUUUUUUUCAUUCUGACUCACAUCGUCUAUAGACCAAUUAAUUUCGCCUCGGCGCAACUACGUGCGCACCUUCGAAACGGUCUUUCUUCCAGAUUUGCGUUUUACGAUUUUGCAGCUCUUGUAAAUCGACCGGCCGAUGUCAAGGUUCGCUUCUUUUUUUACGACAAAACACACAGACACGCUAUGCUCAUUUUCUCCGCAAUUACGCGCUUAGUCGUGUGCGGCUUUGAAGUAAAGUGAAAUUAAGAAACAGCCGCGGAGAUAAGUAUGCGGCUCACGUCCGCGCGGUGACGAGUAUGUGUAAUUGGAAAAAUAGAUGCAGGAUAGAAGCUUUUAGAGAAGCGUACUGGAACGAGGUCUAAAAGCCGAUAUGAUUUACGUACGAGAUCCAGAGGCCCUCGACAGUAGCGACUAUACCGAAUUGCGAAACGUCGAUCAGUCACGUUUCGCAACGACCACGAUGACGCUUCCUCCGGAUCCGACUUUCGUGUAUAUAACGAACGGUGUGGGCGUGUGUCUGUUGUUUGAUCUCGGGGUCGACGACUGUGGUUGUUUUCUUAUAAAUAGAUGUAGCGCGUGUAAGUCUGUCUGGUGGGAAAGCUGCGGGAAUUUAUUUGAUGAUAGAACGAUCAUCAUAUUCGCUUGAAAUUUAGCGCCGAAAGCUCGCGCGUAUGUGUAUAUAUAUAUACACGAAGCUUUUAAUCAAUCGUCCGCUGACGUACAAGACAGUAGUCCAUUAGAUAAGAACGAGGCGACGGUCUUGAACUAUAUUUUCCGGUUAGGCAUUCCCGUCACGUUGUUUAUACGGAAUUCCGUAAUCGUAAGAGCGUUUUAGUGUCCGUCGGCUUUAUGGGUCAGCGCUAGGUCUGACUCUUAAAUCGAUGCUUUGUUAAAGGGUGCGUGUGUUAUGCCUGUUAAGAAUUAUUUGACCAUUUUUAGACUAUCGAUCAUAGUCGAGGUCCGAUUUUCAGACAGAUGGAUUCUGGAAAAUAUUCAACCAUCCGAGAGGAGCUUCGCCGAUAUAUUUUUAGCCUUCAUCUCAAAGGUCGAUCCGAAACUAUGAAAUUUUUCUGUAAAUUUCCACACACCUUAUUCUCGACCCCCAUCGAUACCUCAUCAAAAGCCCAUUUCCACGUAUCCGCAGCUUAGCGACCCCACCCUCGAAAAAAAAAAGCGAGCGAUCCAUCGCUAAUACCCGAAGCGCAUGCAAGCCUCAAUCUCAAUCUCGCAUCCUUCCUGUGCGCCCCUCGCUCUGUGCAUCGUUUUCACUGAUGCGAUGCAUUCAUCCGAUGCUUUGACGCUUCUAUUUCGGGCUCUCUCUCUUUUUUUACCCCCGCACAAGCUCGCUAUAGCAAAGCUAGGGUGCGCCGUUUGCGAGGGUAAUUGCGCGAGCUUCCUUAUAUACUUUAUUUAUUUAUUUAUUUUUUUUUUGUUUAAAUGCGACUGUAUAAUUAAAAGCGCAGUAUAGUAGGUCGCGGCCGAAAACAAGGAAGGAGUCGCGGAAAAAAGCGCACAGACCGAAGGUGAUCGCCUGGCAUUGGAAUUUAUAUGUUGCUCGCGAGGAAAACAAUCGAUGUGUAUACGGCGAUGCAGACGCCUCUUGGAAAAAUGCGCUCAUUGUCUGGAAGCUUAAUUAAUUCACCGUCAGUUUACGUUAUAGCGAGCUUCUGCAUUCUGGCGCGAAUGUUCGAAUUGAAUUAUUUAGCUAUAAAGUUAAUUCGAACGUAACGAGCGUAUUAUACGGAUGAAGUAUUAUAUAGCCUCUGUACUGCGCAGCUCGUUCCGCGUUGUGGCUCUUAAUUAACGCUUAUUAACGAAGCAUUGUUUAAUGAACCGUCUCACUUACGAGCUCGAGUAUGUAUAUAGCACGUGGAAUGUUGUGCCUUGGCCUCCUGGCAUUAAUUCGAGAUAGCGCAGGAUUCGAUGACUUUUAUGUUUUCGCUAAUCCAGCACGAAUUUUCAGUAUUAACAAUAUGAGAAAAACCUCGAAAAAUCGAAUCUAAUUUCCGGCCAAGUCACAGAAAUCACAGGCCCAAGCUAGUUCUCAACUGGCGCGUGACAUUUGAACGCGAGAGGAAAGACGGAAUGGAGCUUCCUUCUCCGGGAAGCGUGCGGCUAACCGAUUAAUAUUUCAAGCGCAGCGCAAGCCUAUCCCACUACGUACCACUGCACGCGAGCUUAGAAAAUUAGGAACGUGUCGGUAUGCUCCUUUUAUCGCUAUACAGCUUUCUAUUUUUCCUUUUAAUUAGGCACGAUACACGCACAGUUCAUUUAUUGUUCGCUCGAACGGACUAAAAAUACGAUUGUAAUUUUCUUUCGCUAUUCGGGAGCCGCCAUAAAAACGAUGGAACUCGUUCGUCGUCGCAGACUCCGAUACGUCACCUCGAAAUCUAUAAUAAAACUGUCUACUCUACACGCGCGAAAAAGACCAUCUCUCUCUCUCUCUCUCUCUCUCUGACUGUUCACGAACGCGCGCGCGCGCGCGCGAUAUUCAGGGCCGCUUUUGAUGCGGCAAUUGUUCCCAUUCUGGAAAAUAUGCCCUGGAAAUGAGAAUUGCUCGCGACCUUUUGCAUUUCCUAACUACCUCACACUCCGGCUUAUAUACUUUAUUAACUCGGCUAUACGCUGAUAUUAUUUUUAACUGCGUGACAGACACGCGCUCUACGAAGUAUAGCGAAUACUAUAUAACGCUCUAAUAAUACAAUUUUCAAAAGUCCAGCCGCGCUUUUAGCCUUUCCGCGAAUAAGAGAAAUCUUAUGCGAGUAUAAAAACAAAAGCCCGUUAAAUGUCUAUUCAUCUUUUUUCAGACGCUUCUUCGACAAAAGCAAUUUGCCACUAGCUCUACGCGGUUCCCCUCUUUUUUUUUUUUUUUCUCUCUCUUUCUAGCGGCCGUAAAAUAAAAUCAAAGCGAGCUCGCGCAGCUAUACGCCCCUAUAGCAUCGUUCGCCUUCGUUAAACGACUUCCAACUAGCUGCAAGAAGAAAGAAUUCAAUGUCUCUCCUCCCGCGACGACGACGCGCGAAGGAAGCGAAAUUUCUGCAACGACGCGGCUCUCUUGCAGGUGGGCGAGGCUGGAUUAUUCAACGAGCGCGAGAGAUAUAUAUUCGUAUGGAUAUAACGCGCGGCCCACGUUGUAGCGCGUUGUGUGUGUGUGUGUGUGUGUAAUCGUUAGGAUAAUAAUGAAGUCGACGAGAUGCUGCUCCGCGGCUCUUGAUUUGUUUUUUUUUUUAUCGCGCUCUUUCGAUGCGUUAUAUUGGAAACCCGGGAAUCGGAAAGUUCGAGACUGUGAUGACGUAAACGAUGUUUCAUAUUUUUAGAGGUUUUUACCAAUUUAGCGUUCGAGUCAAUGCCAGCUGGGCGAUAAAGAAUCGGGUUCCUCGUGACACCGCGAAGAUGGCUAUACAUUUUUUUUUCUAUGGUAUAUUUCUCUCGAACUCGAUAUACCUGCUGCGCUGAAAUUUGCAUCUGUUUAUCAAUUUUGAAACUAAAAUAAAAUUCAGCUCAAAUAUAGCCUCGUUCUUUAUACCCUCGAGAUAAUAAAAGCCAACUACUUGUGAAAAAGAGAGAAAAAAAAAAAAAUCACUCGCUCUUCAAUCGUAUACGCGUCCGCGCCCUCGAUCGCUUUCUCAACAUCAUCCGACGUAUAGGCACACACACACACAUACGCAAACUCAUUGUAGAUGCGCGCGUAUCCUUGGCACUUUUCUUUUCGCGUUUACUCUCUCGUCACUGCAUGAGAUUUCAUUACCUUUUCGAGCUCGUACUCCCGGUUACGCAGAAAAUUCGCGCACGCAAAAAACCAUGGCUCGUGAAAAUACACUCACAUAUAUAUAUAUAUAUAGGCGCGCACCUGGACGAGUUUUUAAGUCUGCUAUGGCGAUGAUGCUCCGGAGCGUAACUCGAUUAUUUAACUCGAGUUUAUGUCUCUCUCUCUCUCUCUGUCAGCUGAUGCGCGCAUGGGUCGGAUGGGGAAUUUCGAAUUCGAUUAGCUCCGUGCAAGUCGGCUGAUUCAUUGUUGAAUCCAAACGUUCGGGCGAUUAUCGAAAAUCUGAAGGAAUGAGGAAGUUGCGCAACGCGAGUUCCAUUGCGAUGCUGGGACGGACUGAUCGCUCGCGUGUGUGUCGGUGCGGAUGACGAGGUUCUUAUUAUACCUUAUCAUACCUCUCGGCUUUGAAUUCGUGUCAUCGGCGACGAUGGGGAUUAAAAAUGUAUUUGAAUGAAAAUCGACGCGCGUAAACAUCGAUUCGAGCCUGGUGUGACUCAGUCUUUGGAAUAUUAUUAGAACAAUUAUGUACGCUCUAGCUGUUUUGCCUCAAGAAAUUCUCAAGAUAUACGGGAAUAAAAUGAGAACGCGAGGCCGUAGUGCCUUUUUACACCUGUGUGUUCCAACCGAGCGAGUCGAUAACGCGUAAUGCCGUUAUAAAAUAAAAAUUGUUUCCUGCAAUAUAAUCAGCCUCGCAACGAGAUCGAAGCCGUACGCACCGCCAAAAACGAGCCCCCAGUGCAAAAUCGGCCUCGACAUCGGCAGCCAUGUGAUUAAAAUGACAAAAGCCAUACGAAUCUCGAUUCCCACAAUCGCUAACAAUACCCCGUUGUUCGCCAGCAGCGAACUCCGCCAGGGGGGGAUAGGCCAGAACGAGAAAUGAUUUAACACCACCGGCUGCAGCGGCAGCGCUAUGUGCUAUACCACCACCACCACACGUGAGAGAGUCCAAAUAAGCCGCUGGCACAGAGGCCGAAGUGGGAGAAAAAGGAGUAGGGGAGAGUAGAGCAGAGCACGACGUCCCCUGCACCGUUACACCGCGUAUACAGCCGAAGGGGAAGAGCAGAAGCUUAGAAAAGCGCCGAGUCUCCCACCUCUCGCUCUUCUCAAGCAGCGGCAGCGGCUUUUCCGAGCUCCGCGCUCGCGGCCAGCGUUGAGUAACACUUGGCUCGCCGGUGGAGCCGCACGUUCGAGAAUAGCCGUGGCGCGCUUCUGCGAAUCGAGCGCUCUGGGUUCGCGCGCGCGUUAGCUCUCAGCUGUGUGCGAUAAAAGGCUUACUUUUUUCGAAAUAUACCCGAGUGCGAACAAGUGACCCGGAAGAUGCUGCGGUGCAGCCUGCUGAUCCUCGGCGCGCUGGCCGGCUUGGCCCUAGCGCACGAGCCCUUCAUCGUGCAGUUCCAGUGGAACUACCUCAACUACACUUGGCCGAACAAGGAGGCCUACCUGAAGGCCGACAAGGACGACUCGUACCUCGAGAAGAACAACGUCGUCUCGGGCAUCAAGCUCUGGGAGGACAAGAUGUACCUGACCAUACCGAGGUGGAAGAGCGGCGUCCCGGUCACCCUGGCCGUCACCUCGGCGACGCCGCUCAACGGCCAGACAGCCCCCAAGCUCGAGCCCUACCCCAGCUGGGACAUGCAGAGGAUCGGCGACUGCUCGGCCUUCCAGUUCGUCCAGAGCGUCGAGAUCGACCCGAAGGGACGCAUGUGGGUGCUGGACACCGGCCGCGCCGAGACCCUCAACAGCAACAUCAAGCCGACGCCCUGUCCGCCGAGGCUCGUAAUCCUCGACAUCGAGAACAAGGGCGCGGUACUGAGGAGCUACGCCUUCCCCUCGGACGUCGCCCACCCGGAGACUGCCUACCUUACCGACCUGGUCAUCGACCACGAGGACGCCGGCUGGGCCUACAUCACCGACACGGACGACAAGCACCCGGGCAUCAUCGUCUUCUCGCUGGCCAAGGGCACCUCCUGGAAGGUCGUCCACGAAUCGAUGCUGGCCAAGCCUGACGCCAUCGGCUUCAGCAUCGAGCAGGUGCGCGUCAAGCAGGCCUACCACGUCAAGGGCAUCGCCCUAUCGCCGGCGUCACAGCAGGGCGAGCGCGUCCUCUACUACACGCCCCUCUCCUCCUUCAACAUCUUUGCCGUGCCGACCAAGGCGCUGAAGGACGAGCGCGACAAGUUCGGCACCUACGUGCGCGUCCUCGGCAGGAAGCCCUCGCAGACCGACGGGAUGGUCAUGUCCAACACCGGCGUCCUCUACUUCGGCCUGCUGGCCGACGACGCCGUGUCAAUGUGGGACUCGCGCAACCCGUCCUUCGUCACCGGCCAGAGGAUCAUCUCGCGGGACCACCACCUCAUGCAGUGGCCCGACUCGUUCGCCUUCGACAACAACGGCGGUCUCUGGUGCGUGACCAACCGGCUGCAGACCUUCCUCGACGGCUCGCUCAGCAUCGACCGGCCCAACUUCCGGGCCAUCAUGGCCAAGGUCAACAUGAAGAGCUACCAGUACUACGAGAACGGCACCGCGCCGGAGCUGCCGCUCAUCACCGCCGGUGCCAUGAUGUCCCUGCCGAACCAGGCGAUGGCCAGCCUUCUGGCACUGCUCCUCGUUCUCCUCAUGCAGUAGUAGUUGACUAGUUGUAGAGGCCACGCGAUUGAUUGAUCGAUGAACUUUGGACAAGUGCGCUCUAUUUCGUUAGCGCGCGCGCGCGUUGAACGACGGGAAAAAUGCAGCGAUCCUUAUGCGCGAGACGAUUGGCUUAUUCAUUGUCGCUAUGUAACUGUCAAGGUCGCUCUCGUUUAAAAGUGCGCGCGAGAAUAUGGUCAUGCUCGAAAAAACGAUGAUUCGAGGCGAUGAUAUAUGUCAUGUGUAUCGGUUGCGUAAUUUUUAGCCGGAAGCUUUCUUCGCCGAGCGAAGCCGAUCGAAGGAGGAAGAAAUUCUCGGUGAAUUUUGUUUCUAAUAACGAUCAAUUUCACCGAGCGCUUCUUCCUCGCAUCGUGUCUAUGUAUAAGAUAAUGUAUAUUAUAUAGGUAUGUAAUACGAAGACGGAAUUGUACACACAUCAAUGUAAAACGUGCACGAGGCUACACGCGGUUAUACCAUUAUUAUAAAGUAGAAGACAGAUUAGCGUCGACGACGCUGACCUUUUUUUACAAUUAGACACGUUAUAUACAGUCAAGUCUGCAAGUGAACUCUCCGUCUCUGAUAAGCCUUAUCUCGGGCUUUUCCUCUCUCCCUUAUACCGAGCAAACACCGAGCAAACUCCACACGGUCUUUAACGAUGUUUUCUCAGUGCAGAUUUGAUUACGUAUAGAGACAGUCCACACUAUAUGGAAAGCAUAGUCGAUGUUUGCUUUCAAUCAGCCUUUCAUCUUUCGAGCCUUUCUUUUUUUUUUCAUCGGCGUAAUAUACUUCAAAAAAAAAAAAAAAAAAAUUCUCCGAGCACAGAACGCGUAGCUUCAAUUUCUACGGCCUUACACUUUUUAUGUAUAAUGUAUGUGUGCGUCUGCUGUGUGUACAUGCGAUAACCGCGCGCUACUUACGCCUAUAUCAUCAUCGCCGCGAUUUUUCUCGAAGGGCGAGUAUAUACUCAAAUCUCGAGUAAAGAAGUUACCAAACUAAACAGAGAAGAAAGUUAAGGGUGUAAGUAAAUUUUGCACGUGACCAAAACACAAUGUAUAACGUUCGGACGAUGCGACCCCCUUAAAUAGGGGGGGGGGUCUCUCUCUCUUUCUCUCUCACGAGUAUAUUUAUUGUAAUCGCUGAUAACAGUACACAGAUGUAUAGAGAACUAUUGAUUAAAAUAUAUAUUACUUUUAAGUUUACUGAA